UAAUGAGACGAAAUGUGGCAUUAGUAUUAGUAUAGUAAUUGAUUGUGGACAGUGAAAAUAUUUACGUUUUUCGUGUAGAAAUUCUGGUUUUGAACAGAAAAACUCAUUAGAUUCUUGAGCUGACAGGCGACUGGGAGCGUAUUGCUUUGCUAUUGAAUAUGGCUGACCGAAGAGAAAAGUUAAACAACAGUCUCCAGUGUCAUGUUUGUUUUGAGGACUACAAAGUUAAUCAUCGAAUUUGGCAAUGUCAAUCCGGGCACUCAAUCUGCACAGUUUGCCGAAAUCUCUUGUGCGAGUGCCCGUUUUGUAAGGCACCAUAUCAAGGAACCAGAAAUUACGCGAUUGAAGACAUUGUUAGAGAUUUGAAUGACCAAAGGGAUCAGGAUAGCGAUGAUUAUACGUUAUGGAGUAAAUCGAUUGAUUCCCAACAUAAUUGCAGUACGUUUGCACAGUUGAUAGUCGACCCAGAUGAAUUCGAAGAUAUGGUGGUGGUAGAUGUUCCAACAGUAAGACGACCACGACGAAAUUUCCAUAAUUCUUGGAUGAACUGCUCUUCCCAUAACAUUCCAUCGAAUAUGAUCAUGGGUGGACGAGAUCAUGGCAAUAUACCAUUAUAUAUUGGACGUGCGAUGCACGGAUGCGCUGUACUUCCGGGAAAAGUUAAUCCUCAUCACAAAAAGUGUUACGUUGCAUGGGGCAGCAAGGAACACGAAAAGACUUAUUUUGAGAUUUUGACGAACAUUUCUGGAACGUGGCUUCCCAAUUCUGGUGGAACAAUACCGGAAGAGGCUUUCCCGGCAGGACAUACCGAAAACGGAGAAACACUUUACAUUGGUCGUGCUCACGUUGGAGGAACGCUGGCAAUUGGAAAAGUUCAUCCGUCGCACGGUUGCUGUUAUUUAUCGUAUGGCGGUAAAGCAUACAGUAAACGAAGCUACGAAAUUUUCGUAUUGUACCCUUAAAAGGGGCAUGGCUCUUUGUGAAGUAUUCAGCUUAUACAGGAGAGGAGAUGUCAAGAACAUUGAUAACUCAGCAAGUUGUUUUUGGUUAAAUAUAAGGCUAAAUGAUAUUUCUAAAUUGGGGUUCGUUUUGGUGCUAAUGA
This is a messenger RNA of Bradysia coprophila, 1102 nucleotides long. RefSeq lists its product as uncharacterized. The record is from RefSeq and is a predicted model, not a curated record. Lineage: Eukaryota; Metazoa; Arthropoda; Insecta; Diptera; Sciaridae.